Messenger RNA from Megachile rotundata (alfalfa leafcutting bee), 3728 nucleotides. RefSeq names its product glucose dehydrogenase [FAD, quinone]. Lineage: Eukaryota; Metazoa; Arthropoda; Insecta; Hymenoptera; Megachilidae. Gene Ontology annotation, molecular function: oxidoreductase activity, acting on CH-OH group of donors; flavin adenine dinucleotide binding. The record is from RefSeq and is a predicted model, not a curated record.
AGAUAAAAACCGAGUAACAAGGAAAUCUCGAGCUAUUUCUGUUCUAAAACAUUCUUCAUAUGGUUUGAUUAAAACAUUUCUCAUGUAUGAUUUGACUGAAACAUUCUACAUAUGAUCUGACUAAAACAUUCCUUAUGUAUGAUCUGACUAAAACAUUCUUCAUAUGUGAUCUUAUUAAAACAUUCUUCAUAUGUGAUCUGAUUAAAACAUUCUUCAUGUGUGAUCUGAUUAAAACAUUCCUCAUAUGUGAUUUGACUAAAACAUUACUCAUAUGUGAUUUGACUAAAACAUUCCUCAUAUAUGAUCUGACUAAAACAUUCUUCAUAUGUGAUCUUAUUAAAACAUUCUUCAUAUGUGAUCUGAUUAAAACAUUCUUCAUGUGUGAUCUGAUUAAAACAUUCCUCAUAUGUGAUUUGACUAAAACAUUUCUCAUAUGUGAUCUGACUAAAACAUUCUUCAUAUGUGAUUUGACUAAAACAUUCCUCAUAUGUGAUCUAACUAAAACAUUCCUCAUAUGUGAUCUGCCUAAAACAUUCUUCAUAUAUGAUCUGACUGAAACAUUCUUCAUAUGUGAUUUGACUAAAACAUUCUUCAUAUGUGAUCUGACUAAAACAUUCUUCAUAUAUGAUCUGACUGAAACAUUCUUCAUAUGUGAUUUGACUAAAACAUUCCUCAUAUGUGAUCUAACUAAAACAUUCCUCAUAUGUGAUCUGCCUAAAACAUUCUUCAUAUAUGAUCUGACUACUAAAACAUUCCACAUAUGUGAUCUAACUAAAACAUUCCUCAUAUGUGAUCUGCCUAAAACAUUCUUCAUAUAUGAUCUGACUAAACAUUCAAAGAGUUCAUUAACUAAAACACCCGUCAUUGACAUUGACACUGAAUCUACGAUAAAAAUUCGUGAACCCAUAAAACUUUCAUCGACGCCUAUCGAUCGCAUAAUUGAUAUUCGCCUCCAGGCUUCAUUCGGCUGCGUCACAACCUUGGCCGUAUCAAGAAUUCCAGGUGCCUCUAUCGCCACCGAUCGCGUCGAUCUCGAAUCACAGAGGCCACAGACGAUGGGAGGCGGCUCCCGCAAGCGUUUGGUGCAGUGCAUUUUCACUCCCGCGAUCCUAGACACGAUAUACCAGUUCGUUUCCCCGUUCUGGACGGCGUCCUACGACCUGGUGUCCGACGAGACCCCGGACAAGGAGUACGAUUUUAUCGUGAUAGGAGCCGGCUCCGCGGGCUCCGUGCUGACGAACCGACUAACGGAGAACUCGGAAUGGAAGGUGCUGUUACUGGAAGAGGGCAAGGACGAGAUUUUUCUCACGGACAUACCCUUGCUGGCUCCCAUACUGCACAUCACCGAUUACGUCCGAUUAUACAAGAGCGAACCGAAGAAAGACGGUUAUUGUUUGUCAAUGAAUGACGGUCGUUGCAACAUGGCGGCGGGCAAAGCGGUCGGAGGCACCUCGGUGGUGAACUUCAUGAUCUAUUCCAGGGGAUCGCCCAGCGACUACGACGGCUGGGUCGCGCAGGGCAAUCCAGGGUGGAGCUAUCGCGACGUGCUGCCCUACUUCAAGAAGUCCGAGAACUGUCUACUGGAUCUGGAUGCUAGAUUUCAUGGUCACGGAGGAUAUCUGGACGUCACCACCGCCCCGUACAGCUCUCCUCUGAGAGAAUGCUUUCUCCGAGCGGGCGAAGAGCUGGGAUAUGACGUAACCGAUUACAACUCGGGCCAGCCGAUCGGCUUCUCGACCGUGCAGGUCCACCAACGAAACGGUCACAGGUUCAGUGCCAACAAGGCUUUCUUACGACCCAUUCGCGACCGCCCGAAUUUCCAUCUGUCGAAACUGUCCAGAGCUACGAGGAUCGUGAUCGACAGGGAAACGAAGACCGCCGUGGGUGUUGAGUUUAUUAAAAAUAACAGAAGAUGGUUCGUCGCUGCGAGGAAAGAAGUCGUUCUCUCGGCAGGCACGCUGCAGUCGCCGCAGCUGUUGAUGCUCUCCGGAAUAGGGCCCCAGGCGCAUUUGAAGUCCGUGGGCAUCGAGGCGAUCGAGGAUCUUCCGGUCGGAUACAAUCUUCAAGAUCACGUCAGCAUGUCGGCGUUGACGUUCCUCGUGAACGAGAGCGUCACCAUCGUGGAGCCGCGCUUGGCUUCCAAUUUGGCGAACACCUUCGAUUACUUCGUGAAAGGAACGGGACCUCUGACGGUGCCCGGUGGCGCCGAAUGUGUCGCCUUCAUGGAUACCACACGGGAUCCAAAGGUUAGACGGAAGCGGACUUGGAAAAGGCGACAAGAAGCGCCAAAUAUCACAUCCAUAGUACUUCCGGAUUAUUUGAACAACUCGAAAGGGAGUGCACCCGAUAUCGAGUUGGUUCUGGGAAUAAGCGCCCUAACUGGAGAUAUAUCGGGCAGUUACAGAGGACUCCUCGGUCUGACAGAUGAAUUCUACAAAGAGGUGUUCGGUGCUUACGAAGGAUUCGACGCCUUCUCCGUUGUCCCCAUACUUUUACAACCGAAAAGUAGGGGAAGAAUCACCUUGAGAUCUUCCGACCCACUCGACCAGCCUAGCUUCGAGAUAAAUUACUACGAUCACGAGGACGACCUCAGAACCAUGGUUCGAGGCAUUAAACAGGCUCUACGAGUCGUAUCUACCAAAGCCUUCAAACGAUACAACGCGACCCUGCUGCCAGUAGCCUUCCCAGGAUGCAAGGAUGUUCCGUUCGCCAGCGAUCCCUAUUGGGCCUGCGUUGCCCGCCACGUGUCCACGACCCUGGGUCACUUCGCUGGCACGUGCAAGAUGGCUCCCAGGGAGAAGUCGGGCGUGGUGGACCACAGGUUACGAGUGCACGGGAUCAAUGGUCUGAGGGUCGUCGACGCUAGCGUAAUGCCGACCAUAGUAACCGGUCACACGAACGCGCCUGUUUAUAUGAUCGCUGAAAAGGCUGCGGAUUUGAUUAAGGAGGACUGGAGACUUCUUUCACGCAACUCGUUUUUUUAGUGUACAGUGUGGAUGUUUGUAGAAUAUAAGUGUUGAUACUUGAUAGAUGUUCGUAGGCGACAAGUGUAGUUAUGCGAUAGAUGUUUUUAGAAUAUAAGUGUUCAUAUCUGAUAGAUGUUCCAAGACAACAAGUGUAGUUAUUUGAUAGAUGUUUUUAGAAUAUAAGUGUUCAUAUUUGAUAGAUGUUGCAAGGCAACAAGUGUAGUUAUUUGAUAGAUGUUUGUAGAAUAUAAGUGUGUAGAUAUUUGGUACAUGUUCGUUGAAUGUACUUGUAAGUGUAUUUGAUAGUUGUUCGUAGAAGAUGAGUGUGUAGAUAUUCGAUAGAUGUUCGUAGAAUAUACUUGUAAGUGUAGAUAUUUGAUACAUGUUUGUAGACUACAAGUGUAGAUAUUUGAUAUAUGUUCGUAGACUACAAGUGUAGAUAUUUGAUACAUGUUCGUAGACUACAAGUGUAGAUAUUUGAUACAUGUUCGUAGAAACAAGUGUAGAUAUUUGAUACACGUUCGUAGACUACAAGAGUAGAUAUUCAAAAGUCAUUCAAGAAUCGUGGAUGCUCGAGAGAAGACAGCUUUCAAGUCGAUACGUAUAUUUUAGUACAAAUAGUCCACUGACGCGGCAGGUUACAAAUGAACAUAAUAAAUAUGGACUAAGUCUGAUCUAAGAGUGGAUCUUUGGUAGCGCGUGAAACGUAUUUACAACGGAUCCUUCUUAAAUAAAUACGUAAUGAAGCGUGAUUUAACCUAU